Lymnaea stagnalis (great pond snail) is the source of this 11613-nucleotide messenger RNA. NCBI's taxonomy places the organism in Eukaryota, Metazoa, Mollusca, Gastropoda, Lymnaeidae. The record is from the annotation of a GenBank genome assembly.
AUGUCUGGUUUUUCUUGCAGACGAAAGACAAUAAGUUUAAAUUGGGUAGAUAUUUUGUUCAUUUAACUAAAAAUUAAGUUUUAACCAGAAAAGAUCGUUAGAACGGGAAAUUGUAAAAUGUUUCAAACAAAUAUAUUUAGAUUAUUUUAAGGUUGAUUCUUUUUGAAGAGUUUUCAGUUUGUAUACUCGAUUAAUGAGUGAAUUAAAGUAUACGACUGACCGAGUCAAGUCUCAGACGAGUUAGUACUAGUACUAGUAGACUAGUAGUCAUUGUAGACUUAUGUUAAUUUUUAAAUAAUUCUAUUCUAUAUAUUAUAUCAUGGCCUACUAUUUUAAACUAAAAAUUACUAUUAAAUAUUUUAACUAUGAAUUUGGUUUAUUUUAUCAAUGGUAUAUAUUGUUAAGUAAAGUAAUGAUAAAGCUUAUACUUAUACUUCUUACUUAUUACUAAUACUAUCACUAUCAUUUGUAUCCAUUUAUUUUUAAUAAUGUUUAAUACUUUUUAAUUACUUUACUUAACUUAACUACUAAGACUUUAUUUUAAAAUUUUAAUUAAUUUACAUUUUUUAUUUAAAAAAUACUUUCAUUAUUUAAAUUAUUUAAAUUAAAAUAAUUAAAAAUACUGUACAGUACAUAUUUUUUUUUUUAAAAGAAAGGAACAUUUAAACAAUUUUACAAGUAAACUUAUUAAAGUAAAGCUAAUUUAUUAAUUUUACAGAUUAUCCAGUUUUUAUUUUGAAGAAGAAAAGGUAAAAUAAAAUAAAUAAAAUUUAAGAUGACGGGGGAUAGUAACAUAAUGAGUUUGCGAGCUCCACCUGAUAUAAAACAUAAACACAAUUGUUCGCCUAUUAUGACGUAAGUAAACUGUAUUUGUAACUGUUUCUUUAAUAUCCUAUUUUCUUGUUGCAUGCAGUUAUAGUUAGCAUAUUUUAAUAGUUAUAGUUAUAUGCUAUUUUUACUGUCAGUAAAGACAUGGUGCAGUUCAUAUAAUUCUUUACAACACUUUACUUUUAAUCUUUUCCUAUUAAAAUAAUUGGCUCAUACAAGUGAAAACGCAAAGAAGAAACUGUAAAAACUAACUUUAAGCAUUCUUUGCGUGAUAUGGAUGCGUCGGGCGCUUUCUGGCCCAUUACGGUAGUAGCAAAAAAAAAGGGUGUGGGGCAGAAGGUCGCAUAAAAUUAUUGUAAAAACUCGAAUUAACGUGGGGUCCCCUCCACUCCACUAUAUAUGUGAAUCUAAAUUAAUAAUGUUUAAUCACUAUAGGCAUCACAUAUUUGACUAUGAGUACACUGACGAUAACACUGUCAAGUUCGAAUGUCUACUGAACCAUCACUACGUGUCUGGUGAGCUCACUAGUACGUGCUUAGAUAAUGGAACAUGGACCAACCCUAGUGGGAUUGUCUGUGAAGUGGAUUACUACAUGUAAGUAUUGAAAUGAUUGUUUCAGAUCUACCCGACUAACAAAAUUAUCGCUGGACCCUUUAACGUUAUCAGUUUCCCGAAAGCAGUAGCAAUACAAGAUACAACUAUUUCGUCAACAUAAACAUUUUCGUUUGUCAAUGUACCUGUUUGGGUGCAACAUAGCUCAUAGCAAUAUGACUAAAUAUCCCAGAAUACUGCAGGCCUCUACCUGUCAUCUGAGACAUUACUGGGGGUGAUAUUUUUAUAGUUUAAAAAUUUUGCAUAAAGUGUCUUAAAUAGCUUAAGUCUAAAACGAAAGUAGAUCAAACAUCUUCAAGUAAACAAGAAAAAACAAAAUCGUAGAUAUGAAACAGUAAGAUACUUGAUUAGAUUCAAAUCAAUGGAAAUGUGUUUUGAUUACAUUGUACAUUUUCAUAAGUAAUUAUAUCCAAUCUUGACUAUUUUCGAGUGGUUAUCUGCAAUCUCUCUUUCACACUUGUGUCAAACUCAAGGCCCGCGUCACACAUCCGGCCCGCCGUACAAUUAUACCAGGCCCACGAGGUCUUGACCAGCGUAUAAUUAUAUUCAAGUUAACGCUAGGGUGUUUCCCAAUGCACACUUUGUUGAAAAACUUAGCUUACUUUAUUGACUUUCAAGCACAUAAAUGUAAUUUCGAGCCGUUUAGUAACCCAUUUGUUAUAGACGUGGACACUGCACCUGUAAAUUUGCAGAUGGAGCUAACAGAACUGCAUUUUAAUGGGACACUAAAGGCAAAGUACGACACUGUUGACCUGCUCAGUUCACUCGUUUCAUUCCGAAGAGAUGCCCCCAGCCUUAUCGAAAUGCGGCUCGAACCAUGAACAUGUUGGGUAGCACAUAUACAUGUGAGCAGUUGUUUUCUGUGAUUAAGAUUAACAAGAUACCACACAGGAGUCGUCUCACUAAUGAACACUUGCAGUCCAUCAUGAGAAUCUCAAUGACACAGAACGUUACUCCCAACAUAACCGAACUUACUUGUUUCUGUAAACUUGGAAACGUGUCAAACAUCCAGCUCUGACAAACUAGCAUAGGAACGAAAAUGGGCAUGCCAAUGAUUUUUAAUUAUUAAACCUUUUUUUUUUCAUUUGUAUAAAUUUUUUUUAAAAAUAUUAAUUUCCCGCUUAUUGAAUGUUUAUCCUGUUCGGCCCGCAACCUUACAUAUGAUUUGAGUUUUUGCCCGCCAAGCGAUUGAGUUUGACACCCCUGCUCUAGCAGGUCCCAUGGGACAAAAAUUCUUAACCUACUCAAAAGUGAGCAGUAUAUUAACAUGGAAAUACGCAUGUUCGUCGAAGAUAUAACUUUAUUUGACUCGAUCCAUUGCAAAUCCACCUUUGCCCGUAAAACAGCUUGGGUUCGUAAACAUGUUGCAAUAUAAACGAGAUUGUUUAUUUUUUCACGUUUACACGCACAAUUAAUACCUGGCAACCCUUCCAAUUUUGUCGGAACUAUCCGGAUUAUUUACCUUCUCAUUCCGACCUUCCAACAAACUCCUAAAAAGUCCGAUUUUCCGAAUAUUAUGAUUUUUUCACCCGUCAUAAAAAAUGCGGAAGGGACAAAAGAACAAACAAUCAAAGACAAAACAAUCGGUUACGACAGGAAGUGGUGCAUUUCGAUGAUGCCACUUCCUUUGUUUUUACUGAGUGUCUACAUGUCCGGCGACCGGGCGAAUACGUUCUCAAGAUAUUCGUCCCGCUAUUAUAUUUUCGACCACGUCACAUGACCGCCGCAACAAAAUUGUGCGAGAUAAUUGUCCGUCAGCCUCGUUACGUGACCGCUAAUAGUCGAUCAGAGUUUACGGUACUUCAUUUCAACACAUUCAAUAUAGUCUGGGCAUUAACAUGAAAAAGAAAUACGUUCAUUUCUACAAUAUAAAUACUAGAACCAUUGCUGGUAUAUAUAAUGUACAAAUGGUUAAAAUGUGACAAUAUUAAAAUGUGACAUGCCCGCCGGAUGAAUAAAUCCGAAACCAUUUGUUAGGUCACCAGAGACACUGUCUUGUUUUUAUCGAAGCGAACCGCGACCUCCAAAUCAUUUUUCAAUCGUCAAUUGAUCCGAUCGGCAUUCAUCCUUUUACUAGGCUAAAAAAUAAUUCAGUUGUGUUUUUUUAAGCUUUUCUUAAUUAAAUGAAUAAAUCUAUUGAAAAUGGUCGGUACAAUGAUAUUAAUAACCAUAUUUUAACACCCCCCCAAAAAAAACAAAAAAAAACAACAAACAAACAACAAAAAAACAACUGCAGAAAAGCAGGUGAAUCUACCACAUCCAUGUCUAAUCAGAUCGGAAGUUUUUUUUAACGGAUUCUUAUAGAAGGAAAUAUUUAUCAAGCCAACUCCGAUCGUUUUAAUGCCAGAGUCAAAGAAAUGUUUCCAGACUCCCGGAUUGCUAGAAGAUUGUAAAUAAAAAUUACAAUGAAACAAAGGCAAGCAUGAAAGUUGAUACUCGUUCUAACUUGUUUGUAACUAAAAAUACCAUCAGUUGUAAUUCUAGCCUUCUAUUGUCCAUAGAGCUGUUACGCAAGUGCAAAAACGGCCACUAGGGAUAUGUUGGAAAACUCAAUUUAAAACUGAACUAUUAGCAGCCUGUGUACAUAUGUAAAUAAAAUGGAUAUUCUGUUCUGUAUAUAUCUGUAGGCCUAUAUAAACAUUUCCUUAUAAUUUUCGUUGAUAAAAUCAAAAAACUUUUAAACUAAUCAUAAGUCUAACGUGCGGGUCGACAAAUGUACUUCGGCCUGCGGUCCGUUCUAGAAUAUCGUACCAGCAAACUUCAUUUACAGCAGGCUAUGAAUAAUGCGCUGCCCACUCUUUAGCUAAAAUUUUCUGUUGUUUACAAGGAGUUGCAAUCAUCCCCACAAAUUUUCAAAUAUUUUGUACAUGGUUUCACAGUCACACAAAGAUCACUCAUUGAGUUGCUUAUAGCCUUUUUUCUGGCUCAUCUCUAAUUGUAGAACCAAUACUAAAGAAAGCAUUCUCUGAAGAGUCGAUUUUAAUUUUUUUUUUAAAUUUAAGUUUAAAGAGAAUGCUGAUGCACAGAUAAUUGCGUUUGACAAACAUUUAUUUCUCAGAAGAAUGAAUUGGUAUACUAUAGAAAUAAUUUCCAAAUAAUGGCAUCUGAAUCGCAGCAAACUGGCCGAUUUAGUUAGCAGUAAACAUGCAGUUUUCGCAUGAAACUAUUUAGUAAAAUCAUAUCAUGCAAACAUAAUUUGAUCCAUUAUGUUAUGAUAUAUAUUACAUAAAGGAUAGAAUUGUGAAAAUCGAUAUAUAUAGCUUGACAUACAUCAUGUUGAUACCCCAUCCAAUCAGGCAACGUUACCGGUUAGCUGCAUUAAUAGUGGCCAUAACCGUCGUGUUCUCAGCUGUCUUCCUGGGUUAUGACUUCAUCACCUAUAGAUGUCACUAGUACGUCCUGAUAUUUCAUUGGUUUUUUUUUUUUUUUUGUUUGUUAUAUCUGUUUUUAAUAUUUUAAAUUACUUUGUAUAACCGAUUUCAUGUCACAUUCCUUGUUCCAUUGAAAUAGGUUGUUUGUUUUUUUGUUUUGUUUUUAAAUUUAAUUUAUUUUUAUAUCCUGUUUAUAAAUGUUUCUGUGUUUUUUGUUCGUAAAAUUCUAGACAGACGUGUUCUAUAAUUUUGUUAAAAUUAAUUAUCUUCUUAUUGUAAAUGUAAACUGCCAUUUAUGUUAGGGGUUCAACAAUUUUUUUAAAAAAAUGUAUAUAUAUAUUUAUUAGCAUAUCAUCUCUUUGAUUGUAGACUAUAUGAUUACGGGUGAUUGGUUUGCACUGUAAGUAAUAAUUGACCAAAAAGUAAUCAUAAUCAGCUAGUAAUUUAAUUUAUAAAAAGCCUUGCAUAAUAUAACACUCUAGCUCUGAUCUUUUUUUACAACUUCAUUAUGAAAGUUUAGCAACCAGCCGGGUGUCAUUGUGUGCAGUGUUUCUUUCAGAAAUUUUCUCCCUGAAGGGCACUUUAGAUUUUCGGGUGGGGGGAGGGGGCCACCAGAUUUUUCGGGGGGGGUGGCAGUGCCAGCAGUUCCAGUUGAUUUUUUGUUGGAUAUAUUUUUGCUCAGGGGGGGGGGGGGGGGGGCGGGCCCUUUGGUUUUCCCCCCCCCCCCCCCCCCCCCCCCCCGAGAUAUAGCUGAAAGAAACCCUGAUUGUGUGUAAAAUAUCACAAGAAUGGUAGGUAACAGCGUAGCAAUGAUCUGAAGCGUCAUAACCAGAAAUAACAUGUAAUCAUUUUUUUUUUAAUGUUUUUUCUUUAAUUCUUUAUUGGAUUUUUGUCAAUUCAAGUACUCUUAUUUUUUGUAUUUAGUGUCCGACUACGCAAAACUUAUCGCGCCCGACUUUAUGCACAGGGACCGCUAGCUAUUUUGUAAGUAUACUUCCAUAUACAUAGGAUACUUUUUCUUAUUUAACAUUAUCUCUACUAUGGUGAUAACGGUAUGCCUUUUUUCCCGUUGGUCGACAUAGAUUGUCUGUUCUGAAAUAUACUGAAUUUUUCCACCUCUCUCUUUUUUAAAUAUCUCCUGCAGUAGUGUCGAAAUCUGACCAUUCAUGUGUUUCCGAUACCAUGAAAAAAGCUACUGUUAACUUUUUAGGUCAUAAAAUGUAUCACAGCCACGGUGAUGGGUAAAGGAUGAUUAAAUCAACGUAUUGAGACAUUUACUUUUAGGUCUUUUCGGUCGAUCCUUACAUAAUUGUCAUUAGUCACCAUGAAAAUAGUUCUUUUAUAGUGGUGUAUUGUAUGUUAACUUUAAAAUCUAAAUGCCAGAUGUAAAAACGAGUAUAUUAAAGAUGAGAUGUGUAUAGAGCAAGAUUUCUCGGCCUGUGGUGCUCACACCAAGUGGCACGUGGUGGCAUUUCAGUAGGUGCGAGGAAAGUUGGUUAUGAGUACAAAGGAGAGACAUUGUAUAGCGUUUGAGAUGUCAUAUGAAUAUGUAUUCAUUUUUAAAGAAAUUUCUUCAUUAACAUUUUCCUUAAUAGAGUACGUCACACAAGUUUAUUAUGAAAGUGUUACCGUUCUCUUUGCAAUUCAAUAAUAAAUGAGAAGUCCAUUAUUUUCAAUUUUUAUAAUGGAUUGUUAUGUGUGUAGGGGGCACGAGACUUUUUUAAAUAAUUAAAAGUGGUUGCGAGCAUAGUCAAAUAAUUCGUAGAACUGCAUAGUAUAGAAAAGGUGGGGAAAAACUGGUAUAGCAAUUAUACACCAAUAAUAGACAUAUGUUUAUUACAUAUCUCACCUUAAUUUAAAUUCAUAAAUAAAUCUAUAAAGGUGUGAUGGAGCUAUUUACCUGAUACAGCACAAAACAUUUUAUUUGACGAGACCAAUUUAGUUUAUAUAUAUAUAUUUAGUUUUAGUGUUCGGAGUUUAUCAUAACAAUUCUUUACAUAGGAAAGAGUCCUACUGUGGUGUGAUAAUUAAAUUUUUCAGUCAAUUGUUCUUUGAAUCAAUGUUUAAUUUUUUAUGAGUAUUUUUAAGAUAACCCAUAAUAAAUUGCAUUACAUUUUUGUUGUUGUUGCUUUACCCAAUUUUAUUAAAUGUUUGUUUACAUUCAUCUCUUCCUCCCCCCUCCCCCCGUCUACUCUGGAUCGAUUGUUGGUGUUUCUAAGUGACUUUGAAAAGUCAAGAGCAAAGGAAGUACUGACUGAUCGUCUGUAAGUAUCACUACUUGGUGAACGAACAGUGAUACGUGUUGUUCGUUGCCCUUAGUUAUCGUAUCUGAAAUGAAUAAUUCUAUUUUCGGUUAGUACGCAGGUAACUUGACAUUUAUAGCUGUGCCUAAAAGCCUAGACAAGCACACAAAAAACAACAACAAAAAGCAAACAAACAACAACAGCACCCCAGGGGGAUGGGACCCGUUAACCUUGGAUGGCAACUCAUCUAAGAGAAGAAAAACUCUGACAUUUAACCCCGGAGAUGGUGUCCCGUAGGUGUUAUUAUAUUGACACAAUGAAAAUUCCGACAACUCCUGCGAUGUAGAGCGCAUGAGAGCACAGUGAGACACAAGAAACACCGAUGGUGAUCCACCGAAUCCUGGUCUAUUUCCAGUCGUCUUGACUAAGUCUUGCCAUUGGAACAAAUGGGCACGGACGAGAGAGUGGGGCUGAUGAAGGGAGCAACUCUCCCUCACUUGAAACAAAAUACAGCUCUAGUCAAUGCUAUUACACCGAUGUAGGACACAUGUGUCAUUGGAUCAUAAAAAGAUUGGAGGCGAUUCUACUUUUCCUUGAUUACGAGCUUUCUCUGGGCGUCAGUGAGACAUUUACUCUCUGAGGAUGGAGCUCCAACAUUGAGUCUGCUUCAUCAACUUGUGCAAACCUGAUAUCUUUAUACCUUUGAGUGGAUAAUUCAUUGAUUAUAUUUCUACGAGUAUUACUCAAUGGAGGUAUCACUUAGUUUAUCAGGAUAGUAUGCCAAAAAAGACAGCAGCGGGGAUAAAAUAAGUAUCUAUAUAUUUACAUUUUAUGCAUAACAGUAAGACGCAUGUGUCCCAUAAUUCCUAAAAUACAUUAUCGUGAACAGCAUAAGAAGAAAACCAAUAAUGAGUUCUAUUUAUAAGCUAUAAUGCAGAGUUCCUAAAGUUCUUUUAAAUAAUCAAAUAUAUAUAAUAAUAUAUUAUUAACCACAAGUAAUAUUUCAUUGCAACUCUUAAUUCGAUAAAAUCAAACUAUUUUAUUUUAUUUUCCUCCUCUAUUCCACAGCCCAAACAGGCGCUUUAGUAGAAUUAAUAAAUUCACGUAAGUAUAUGACUUUAGUAAGGAGAAAUCGUUUUUAAAAUGUAUUAUAGUUUUCGGAGGUAUAAUGUGCGGAGGUAUUAUGUGCAAAAUUUCCUUUUUUACCUGUGAACUUACAAAAUAUUAUUUUACUAUUAACAAUGACUUUUUGAGGCCCCCUACCACUUUUCGGUUGUGUCCCCUCUGUAUUCAUAGUUGAUAGUUCAUUUUUUCCCUCAUAUUAUAACUUUGGGUCCCUUAAAUAGUCGAGGGCCCCCCCCCACCCCCACACACACACAGCCACAAGGGUUGCAGGACCAACGCCGCGGCUCUGAUCGCCAUGCAAGUUUGACCACAUAAGGCUGAUUCUUGUGUGUCUUCUAUUCUCACAGAGAUAGCAGAGGCAGAUUGGUUUCUACCUACAGCCUGUUUGCUGACCUGAGCAUCACAACAGGGUAACCUCAUUUUUACCAUUUCUUUCCACAACACAUGGUCAUUUGCACGUGAUUAAUUAGUAAUAAUGUACGAACACAUCGUACUGUGUUUACACGAGAGAACCUCUGUCUCCACCUUGAGAUUAUUAAAAAUAAGUUAAGUCUUGCAUUCUCUACAUUUAGAUUAUCAUAACCCAGGUAAGUCUUACAGUCUCUACAUUUGGAUUAUCAUACUACAGAUAAGUCUUAGAGUCUCUACAUUUGGGUUAUAAUAAUACAGAUAAGUCUUAGAGUCUCUACAUUUGGACUAUCAUAAGCAAGAUAACUCUUACAUUAAAAGUCUCUACUUCAUUUAAUCUAGAUAAGUUUUACAGUCUCUAAAUUUAGAUUAUCAUAAUCCAGAUAAGUUUUACAGUUUCUACAUUUAGAUUAAUCAUAAUCAAGAUAAGUCUGAAGAAAUAUACACAGGUUAGAGCAAAAACUGAAGAAGGACAAUACAAAAAUGUUUAGUGUGACUGUUCAAUGUGAUCAUUCCAUGAAAACUUAAUAGUGAAAAAGAUUAUUUGUACUUUUUGUCAUUUGGCCUCCUUUCUCUUUAUUACAAGAUUAUUAUCACACUCCUAAAUUAUGUCAUAUAAACAUAGUUGCACUAAUGUUUAGGUUAUUUAAGGGAGAACAAGUUAUUGCAUACAAAAGAUUUAUCUGAACUUUUAAAGUUGUUUCUUGGUUUCCAGCAUUGAUAGUGGAUUUUCAGUUUUAUAUAGGCCUAUAUUUUGUUAAUCUUGCUACUGACACCUUAGUGAAAAAGUGAAGUCUCACUUCCACAAUCAUUAGUAGACCAAACACUUAUUUUUAAAAAAUAUAUAAAUCACCCAGAGAGGUGUUAUCUAGCUGCACAACUUAAUCAUUCACACGUUGGAUAUAUUCAAAUUAAGAAGUAUUGACAGAAUCUUUGUCAAUUUUUACUUACCAUUACCCCAAUUAUUUUUAAAUGCACCAAGAGACACCUCAGGGCAAAGAGGAUAGGUUGUAUUUUAAAACUAGAUAACUUUGUUGUAGAAAGGAUGAUGUGGGUAAUGCAAAUGUGAUGGGUUGUGAUGAGAGAUAAAAAAACUAAUGGUGAUAUAUCAAAAACUGGUUUCACGUUUCAACAUAGAACACACCAGUUAAGGCACACAUAAUUAUAUUAAGAGUACACAAAAUAUGUGUAAUGUUUAAAUAUUAAUAUGUAUCAUUAUUUUUUAGUUUAAAUCUCAAUUUUUAUCCUUCCUUCUUUGUUUAAAUCUCAGUAUGUAUCCUUCAUUCUCUAUUUAAAUCUCAAUAUGUUAAGUUUUCUUUGUUUUAAUCUCAGUAUGUAUCCUUCAUUCUCUCUUUAAAUCUCAAAGUGUAAAUUUUUCUUUGUUUAAAUCUCAAUAUGUUAAUUUUUCUUUGUUUAAAUCUCAAUAUGUUAAUUUUUCUUUGUUUAAAUCUCAGUAUGUAUCCUUCAUUCUCUCUUUAAAACUCAAUAUGUAAAUUUUACUCUCUUUAAAUCUCAGUAUUUAUCCUUCAUUCUCUCUUUCAGUCUCAAUAUGUUAAUUUUUCUUUGUUUAAAUCGCAGUAUGUAUCCUUCAUUCUCUCUUUAAAUCUCAAUAUGUUAAUUUUACUCUCUUUAAAUCUCAGUAUUUAUCCUUCAUUCUCUCUUUAAGUCUCAAUAUGUUAAUUUUUCUUUGUUUAAAUCUCAGUAUGUAUCCUUCAUUCUCUCUUUAAGUCUCAAUAUGUUAAUUUUACUCUCUUUAAAUCUCUGCAUGUAUCAUUAUACUUUCUUUUUAAAAAUUGAAGUAUGUAUACUUCUUAUCUGUGUUUAAAUCUCAGUGUGUUUCCUUUUCUGUGUUCAAAUGUCUAUACCCGGCAUUCUUUUUUUGUUUCAAUCUCAGUAUGAAUUUUUACUUCUUUGUUUAAAUCUCAAUAUGUAUCAUUAUUUCUUUAUUUAAAUCUCAGUAAUUAUUCCUAUUUCUUUGUUUAAAUCUAAUUAUGCAUUCUUUUUUCUUUGUGUACAUCUCAAUAUGUAUCAUUCUUUCUUUGCUUCAAUCUCAAUAUGCAUCAUUCUUUCUUUGCUUCAAUCUCAAUAUGUAUCAUUAUUCCUUUAUUUAAAUCUCAGUAUGUAUCAUUCGUUCUUUGUCUAGAGGCUCUAGUGAAGCAUCGGACUCUACCAAGUAAGUGUUGAUCAUAUUUUAGACUAACUGAAUGGAAUAGAUGAAUGUGUUGAUUAAAUUAGUGAAUAAGCCACAAUGACUGUCCUCUAUUUGCUCUGUUUUAUCAUUUAUUGUUAUUUCAGCGAUGAUCUCACUCUUGUUUGCUUUAUCGAAUUCCACUGACUGAUUAGUCUAUGCUAGUCUUUGACAUAUAACUCAAUGCCAAAUUCAUAUCAGUUUGGACUGUUAUAAUGACACUUUGUGUCAUUUUUAAAUAGAGGAUAUUGUUCUUGAAAUGAGCAUACUUUUCAACGUUCAGCUACACUAAAACUAAGUUUUAAGUAUGCUAAGAUCACUGACUGUUUUGUCACUUGCAUUUCUUGCAUUUCGAUAGGAGGACACGAGAUUACUACCAGCCAGGAUCAAGGUCAGUUAUCAACAUUCAAUCUUUUGCUCCUUUUGUUUAUAGAAAACUUGUAACAUGCAUGUGCAUAAAUUAUGUAAUCACUUAUGUGGGGCAUUGAAUGGUAGAGGAUAUCUGGUCGAGCCUUUGCUUGGCGACAUCUACCUGGUUAACUUAACAUGGUAUGCAUAACUAUGAUGAAAUAUUUGACUAUAGAGUGUUUGAGGCUUGUGUAGUACUUUAUGUGUCGCUGUUUUGGCAUGCAUUUUCCGCUAUUUGUAGUGGCGUGUAUAGUCCACAUGUUAAUUGAACUUAGAAAAUACAUUUAAAAAACUGUUUUGCCAAAUACUGGAGGAGACUUUGUUUCUUUUUGUGUUUCUUAUUUCUUUCCUUAUCUUUUACAGUGCAAUGCCCUCACUACGUCGGACAGUGUCGGCUCCUUACGGGUGGGUCUUUCAUUUCCUAAAAUAA